Molecule: messenger RNA, 2521 nt
Organism: Macadamia integrifolia
Lineage: Eukaryota; Viridiplantae; Streptophyta; Magnoliopsida; Proteales; Proteaceae
Product: primary amine oxidase-like
Exons: 5
Coding region: 104-2299 (731 amino acids)
Biological process (GO): amine metabolic process
Molecular function (GO): quinone binding; primary methylamine oxidase activity; copper ion binding
Source: RefSeq, a predicted model, not a curated record
GAAAAAGACUCACAGUAGAUGUGGCUCUCAUGCCCCCCACCCAUCUGAGAUUCUUCUCAACACUUCUCUAAACUUUCAGAGAGAGAGAGAGAGAGAGAGAGAUAUGGAAGUCACUUCCUUUCUUCGUCUCUUCUUUUUCCUCUUGUUGGGUGUCAUUUUGUUUGGGCAUUCAUGGUUCCCUUCCAACAAAGGUGACUCUGUUAGCCUUGAUUGCUCUCUCAACAAGCCAUGGUGCACCUCAAAAAACCGAAUUCAAGCCAAAUCUGGCCUUGUUCUAGAGACCCUCGAAGACCCAAAACCCAUAGAUCACCACACUAAAAGCCCUCUCCACCCACUAGAUCCACUCACCUUACAGGAAUUCAACAAAGUUCGAACCAUUCUCUCUUCUUACAAACCCUUCAUCUCUUCCUUCCCUGCAAUUCACUCUGUCUCCCUCGAUGAACCAGACAAAUCCAUCGUCCUUAAUUGGAAGAAAGGCGACCCUCUUCCCCCAAGAAAAGCCUUCGUGAUUGCAUACUUGGAAGCCCAAUCCCAUUUACUGACCCUCGAUUUGGAAUCAAGUGAAAUCACAAACCAUGAAAUUAAGCAUGGCUCUGGUUACCCAGCUCUCACCUUUGAAGACAUGGCUUCUGCAACUAAAGCUCCUCUCAAAAACCCAGAGUUCAUCGAGAUCAUCACCGGGAGAGGCGUCAAGUUAUCCGAUUUAACCUGCGCACCACUCUCCACCGGAUGGUAUGGAGAGAGCGAAGAAGGAAGGAGAUUAGUGAAGCUGACCUGUUUCUCCAACGAAGGAACAGUCAAUUUCUACAUGAGACCCAUCGAAGGGCUAAUCGUCACCGUCGAUGUGGACGCCGGAGAAGUCCUUAAGAUCUCCCAUACUGGCCGAGGAAUCCCAAUCGCGGCCGCCACAGACACAGAUUACCGCCACUCUGCACAGAGCAAACCAGACGAGAUGGUUAAACCACUAAACCCAAUAUCUAUAGAGCAACCCAAAGGGCCAAGUUUCAGUAUAGAAGAUGGACACAUAGUGAAAUGGGCCAACUGGGAAUUCCACUUGAAACCUGACCCACGAGCCGGGGUCAUUAUCUCUCGAGCCAUGGUUCAUGACUCAGAAACCGGUCAGACCAGGAGUGUUAUGUACAAAGGGUUCACAUCGGAGCUGUUUGUGCCUUACAUGGACCCUUCCGACGCUUGGUACUUCAAAACCUAUAUGGACGCCGGCGAGUACGGCAUGGGUGUGACGGCGAUGUCUCUGAUUCCUCUUAACGAUUGUCCUCGUCACGCUCACUACAUGGACGGCGUCUUCGCGGCGGUCGACGGUAAGCCGUAUGUUCAAUCCAACAUGGUUUGUUUGUUCGAGCGUUACGCCGGUGAUAUUGGUUGGCGACACUCGGAGACUCCAUAUAGUGGCAUGGAGGUUCGCGAGGCGAGACCAAAGGUGACACUUGUGGCUCGAAUGGCAGCAUCAGUAGGGAACUAUGAUUACAUAGUAGAUUGGGAAUUCCAAACAGAUGGGCUAAUUCGGAUCAAGGUGGGGCUUUCAGGAAUGUUGUUGGUAAAAGGAACACCUCUUGAGAACCUAAAUCAAGUGUGUAGUGAAGCUGAACGGGAUGCCAUGACUGGGACAUUAGUGUCUGAGAAUCUCAUCGGCGUGGUACACGAUCACUUUGUAACGUUUUACUUGGAUAUGGACAUUGAUGGUGAAGAUAACUCCUUUGUGAAGGUACAUAUGGAAAAGGAAGAGAUUUUACCAGGAGAAUCACCUAGGAAGAGCUACUGGAAGGUGAAGAGAGAAGUUGGUCAGACGGAGAAGGAUGCACAAGUGAAGCUUAAACUUUACGACCCAUCGGAAUUUCAUGUGGUAAAUCAUGGCAAGAAGUCUAGGCUGGGUAAUCCCGCCGGUUACAAGGUCGUCCCCGGUGGCACGGCAGCGAGCUUGCUCGACCAUCAUGACCCUCCACAAUUACGUGCUUCCUUUACAAAUAAUCAGAUAUGGGUGACACCUUACAACAAAAGUGAGCAAUGGGCAGGAGGGCUUCUUGUUUGGCAAAGCAAAGGAGAAGAUACACUUAGUGUAUGGUCUGAGAGGAAUCGUCCAAUUGAUAACAAAGAUAUAGUGUUGUGGUAUACAUUGGGAUUUCACCAUAUACCAUGCCAGGAGGAUUUUCCAAUAAUGCCCACCGUAUCUGCAAGCUUUGAUCUGAAACCUGUAAAUUUCUUUGAGAAGAAUCCCAUACUAAGGGCACCUCCAAAUGUUGAGAAGGAUUUGCCUUUCUGUAGAGCUACUUCUUCAACUUGAAUAGCUUAAUUAAGAGGAUCCAGGUCUUUGGUUCAACAAGCUAAUGACUGUACACAUGCAUUAAUAAGCAUCCUCUUAAGAGUAUCGUUCAUAUUGUUUCUGAAAAUGUUACUUCUACACUUAAUUGGCUUACAUGCCAUGGGGAAAGUUUGAGGUUUGUUUGGUUACAAAUGGGAAAAAAGGAAAAAGAUAUAGAUAGAAAAAAUAGAUUUUUCUUUCUCA